This is a messenger RNA of Lucilia cuprina (Australian sheep blowfly), 3839 nucleotides long. RefSeq lists its product as uncharacterized. Bases 1 to 3732 code for a protein of 1243 amino acids. Gene Ontology annotation, cellular component: membrane. Lineage: Eukaryota; Metazoa; Arthropoda; Insecta; Diptera; Calliphoridae. The transcript is spliced from 25 exons. Gene Ontology annotation, molecular function: sweet taste receptor activity. The record is from RefSeq and is a predicted model, not a curated record. Gene Ontology annotation, biological process: sensory perception of sweet taste; detection of chemical stimulus involved in sensory perception of taste.
AUGAUUAAUAUUUUAAGCAAAUCUUCGGUAAAGAGAUUCUAUAGUGUCGAAGAGGUGGAAGAUGUUGAGUUUUUAUCCGAUAAUCGUUAUAUUAGUGAUGAUGAUAAUAAUCGUACUUUGACCUUGAGAUAUAACAAGACUCCGGUUGAAAAUUUUUCAGUGCCGGAUGAUAGUUUUAGUGUUAUUAAACCGAAUAAAAAUUAUGUCGUUGAGGAGAAUUUCAAUGAAGUGGACGAUGGUGAAAUUAAAAAUAGCUCUGAAGAUACUUUUCACAGGGCAGUGAGUCCAAUUCUCUUCUUGGGCCAAUGUUUUGCUUUAAUGCCUGUUAUGGGUGUUUUAAAUCCAAAUCCAAAACGUUUAAAAUUUUCCUAUAAAUCUGUACAAGUUAUUUUCACAUUAUUUUUCUUGUGCUCCAGCUCUAUACUGACCUUAACUAUGCUAAAGUUUUUAGUUAAAGUUGGCAUUAAUGCCAAGAACUUUGUGGGUUUGGUUUUCUUUAGCUGUGUUCAAUGCUCUACUUUACUGUUUGCCUCUUUGGCUCCACGUUGGCCCAAUAUAAUGUGUUAUUGGUCUCGAGUGGAAACAAUUUUCACCCAAAAACCCUAUGAAAUGCCGAAACAACCUUUAGCCAGUAGAGUAAGAAUUUCAGCAUUAUUGAUAUUUAUUGGUUCAGCUGUGGAACAUGCCUUGUAUCUGUGCUCGGCCGUUAUUUCCUAUAGAAGAGGAAUCGAGUUAUGUGCAUCUGUACGUAAUUAUACGGAAACAGUUUCAUUUGAAGAUUAUGUUCAUCGAAAUUAUAAUUAUGUUUUUGAAAUAUUACCUUAUAAUAUGUCUGUGGGCGUUUUUAUAUUGAUCGUAAAUGGCUACUGUACAUUUAUUUGGAAUUAUAUGGAUCUCUUUAUAAUGAUGGUCAGCAAAGGCAUCGCUUAUCGUUUCGAACAAGUAACAAAACGUAUUAAUAAUUUAAAAGACAAGGAAAUACCCGAAACAGUCUUCAUUGAAAUACGUGAACAUUAUGUUAAAUUGUGUGAACUUUUAGAAUUUAUAGAUGAUAAUUUAUCAGGCAUCAUACUAUUGUCCUGUAUGAACAAUUUAUAUUUUGUUUGUUAUCAAUUGUUGAACAUCUUUAACAAACUUAGAUGGCCUAUUAAUUAUAUUUACUUUUGGUAUUCUUUACUGUAUUUAAUUGUUCGCACGGCUUUUGUUUUUCUAUCGGCUGCAACGAUUAACGAUGAAUCGAAAGGUGGCUUGUCUGUCUUGCGUAAAGUUUCCUCGCGUACUUGGUGUGUAGAGGUGGAAAGAUUAAUAUUUGAAAUGACUACACAGACGGUGGCAUUGUCUGGCAAGAAAUUUUACUUUUUAACAAGACGUCUUCUAUUUGGGAUGGCCGGUACAAUAGUAACUUAUGAAUUAGUUUUGCUGCAAUUCGAUGAACCCAAUCGUGCUAAAGGUUUAACAGCUCUGUGUGGAACAAUUUCAUUGUUUUCCGUUUGUCUUCUUGAGCAUGUCUAUUUGUGGCGUUUGGCCAUUAAAUGGCCUAAUCUCAUGUUACAAUGGCGUCAGGUGGAACAAAUAUUUCUCAAGGCUCCCUAUAAAUUGUAUGCGAAUUACAAUAUGAAAUUGAGAAUAUAUUUUUGGUAUUCGUUAAUUAUGUUGUGUAGUUUAGCUGAACAUAUGAUACUGUUGUCAAACUCAUUUGACAAGACUCAAUUGGAACAUAAGCAAUGUAAUUUAAACACUAGUUUUUGGGAAAGUCUUUAUGCACGUGAGAGGCCACAUCUGUCAGGUGUUCUACCAUGUCAUUAUUUGAUUUUAGGCAUAUUGGAGUGGAUAAAUUUAACCUUGGCUUACCCGCGCUCCUUUACCGAUACAUUUAUCAUAAUUGUCAGUAUUGGUUUAGCCACACGUUUUCGUCAGUUGUAUUUGCGUAUUGAUAGUGUUAAGGGAAAGGCUAUGCCCUCUAUAUUUUGGUUGGAAACUCGUGAACAUUUCUUAGUACUCAAACGUCUAAUGCGUCUUAUCAGCAAUGAACUAUCGCCCUUAAUCUUAUUGGCUUUGGCUAAUAAUAUGUAUUUUAUAUGUUUUCAAUUGUUUAACAGUUUUAACAACAUUGGUGUGGAUUCGGUGGCAGAAAUUGGUUUUUGGUUUUCAUUGAUUUUUAAUAUAAUUCGAACAAUUCUAACACUCUAUCUGGCAACAUUAACUAAUGAUUAUACGAAAAAAAUUGUAUCAUGUUUGCGUGAUAUACCAUCGAAAUCCUGGUGUAUUGAGACUCAACGUUUUAGUGAACAACUUUCGGUUGAUUUAACAGCUUUUACUGGCGGUGGUUUUUUCUUUAUGACCCGUAAACUUAUAUUGGCGAGAGUAAAGUAUACGCAGAGCAUAAUGUCUCCAACAGCAACAACUAUAACUGAUGCCACUUCAGCAACUGUUGCAAGAACUUCAGCAGCAGCACGUUUAACAAAACGGCAGAUGUUGCAAGUUAAAGUGCAAUCAAGUGAUGAGAGUGAAAGUGUUAAAAACACCCUUCAUCAUGCUCUGGGACCAUUUCUCGUACUAUCGCGAUUUUUUGGUAUUUUUCCAAUAACCGGUGCUUGGCCAACCACUGAUGUUGAAAAAGUAACUUUUAAAUGGUUAACUUUACCGGUAUUGUCGACCGCAGUUAUGAUGGGAUUUGCAACAUUAGAUGUUUGUCUAACAUUUAGAAUGAUGUCGGAACAAGGCUUAAAGUUGACAACAACAGGUCCCUUAAGCUUUAGCAUUGAAUGCUUAAGUGCCUUUAUUGUUUUUCUAUGUCUCUCACGUAAUUGGCCAAAUUUGAUUAAGUCAACGCGUCGCUUGGAAAAUAUAUUUUCUCAACAUCUCUACACCUGCAAGGAGUCGAAAAAGUUUAGUCAGCGUAUACGUUUCUUAGGCUGGAUGUUUCUGUUCUGUUCCGUUAUUGAACAUUCAUUUUAUGUUAGCAGCGGCAUCUAUAGUAAUUAUUUGCAAAUUAAACAAUGUAAUUUAACAGUAAAUUUUUGGCACAACUAUUAUGUGCGGGAACGUUUACAAAUCUUCUCCCUAGUGAGUUAUACGGUGUGGUUGGUACCGUUGCUACAGUGGAUUACUAUUUCUAUGACAUUUGUGUGGAAUUUUAUCGAUAUAUUUCUCAUACUUACAUGUCGCGGUUUAGCAAUAAGAUUUCGUCAAUUCGAUUGGUGCAUAAAAUGUCAUAUAAAAAAGAAUAUGCCAAAUGAUUUUUGGCUUAAGAGACGUCAAGAUUUUUUAACUCUUUCCGAUCUAUUUCAACAAUACGAUGACAAAUUAUCCAAUUUAGUACUGUUAUCGUCAGCCCAGAAUAUGUAUUUUAUGGCUUCACAUACAUUUUACAUUUUUCACUUAACUCGUGAGAACUUUAUGAUGGAUGUAUAUUUUUGGUUCUCUUUUGCCUUUGUGGCUUUUCGUUCAUUUUACAUGAUGUUGACUGCGUCCAGAAUACACGAUACAACAAACGAAAUUAUAGCAUCGAUGUAUGAAAUUCCCACUGCUCACUGGUGUUUGGAGCUUAAAAGACUUAAUGAAGUCAUUGUGUCUGAUUUGUUUGCUAUAAGUGGCAGGGGAUUCUUUUUCAUAACCAGACGUUUAAUGCUUGCAAUGGCUGGGACUCUGGUCAUAUACGAGCUAGUACUUUUGGAUCAAGUCGACAGUACUGAUGUAACAACUCCACUCUGCAAUCAACGAAAGGGUUGAAUGAACACAAUGCAUUUCAUGAGAAGCUGAUGUUUGAUGGGUUUGUGGGUGUUGGUUGUCUUCAUUUUUAUGUUUUUUUUUUGUUAUUUACUCAAAUGAUUUUUAUA